AUGGAGACUCUGCAUCCACUCUCUCACGUGCCUAUCUCCGACCACCGGUUCCUUGUUCAAGAGAUGAUGAGCUUACAAAGCUGGACUAAAGAAGAGAACAAGAUGUUCGAACGAGCCCUUGCCAUAUACGCUGAAGACUCUCCCGAUCGCUGGUUAAAAGUUGCUUCCAUGAUCCCUGGAAAGACUGUUUUGGAUGUCAUGAAGCAAUACAGUAAGCUCGAAGAAGACGUUUUCGAUAUCGAAGCAGGACGUGUCCCCAUUCCGGGUUACCCUGCAGCUUCUUCUCCUUCAGGUUUUGACUCGGACACGUGUCGGAAACGGUCUAACGGAGCCAGAGGACAUGAUCAAGACCGAAAGAAAGGAGUCCCUUGGACAGAGGAAGAACACAGGAGAUUCUUGUUAGGGCUUCUCAAGUAUGGGAAAGGAGACUGGAGAAACAUAUCUAGAAACUUCGUUGUGUCUAAGACGCCAACGCAAGUAGCGAGCCACGCCCAAAAGUAUUACCAGAGACAGCUCUCCGGAGCCAAGGACAAACGCCGGCCGAGCAUCCAUGACAUCACAACCAUCAAUCUUCUCAACGCCAAUCUCAACCGUUCCUUUUCUGAUCAUAGUCAUAGAGAUGUCCUCCCGGAUUUAGGGUUUAUCGACAAAGAUAAUGCCGAGGAUGGACUAAUGUUUAUGAGUCAGAAUCUAGCUUCGGAAACACUGUUUUCUCCUUCAUCACCUCCCUUCGAUGCUGCCAUUAACUUUGCCGAAGAAAAUGCAUUCGGUGCCAGAGCUUAA
Microthlaspi erraticum is the source of this 783-nucleotide messenger RNA. Lineage: Eukaryota; Viridiplantae; Streptophyta; Magnoliopsida; Brassicales; Brassicaceae. The record is from the annotation of a GenBank genome assembly.